AUGGAGGAAGUGCCGCCCCCGUUGGAGAUCAACCCACCGCUGCUCAACGCGGCCUGCCCGUGGGCAACCACGCUUGAAGACCUGCGGCGUCUCUACGCCUGCCCCUGGACCGGCGCCGUCACCACUCGCACGUCUCUGCUCCACGGCUUCGAUCACGACCCAGCAAAGCACCAGUACGCAUUCUUCGACGCCGGCCAAACCGGCCUCCCCCCCAACGCCAGCAUCAACUCGUUCGGAUACAGCCCGCUCACUCUGGAGACGUACCUCGGCUUCAUCAAGACCAUCUCUGAUGAACAGCCCGCUCGUUCCAGCAAAGGCUUCAUCGUGUCCGUCACGGGUGACCCAGAGGACAUCGAACGCUGUUACAAGUUGAUCGCCACCGCUGCGCAGGACCUGAAGUUCCCGCUCGCCAUGGAGAUCAACCUCAGCUGUCCCAAUAUUCCUAACCGGCCGCCUCCGGCUUACUCGCAAGAUCUUCUCUCCGCUUACCUCUUCAGUCUUCAGCGGGCCAUUGCUACCGGCGGCGUUAGCCUCACCCGGAUCCCUGUCGGCCUGAAGACCCCGCCGUACACCCACGCCACCGAGUACCAGACGCUAAUAGCGGCGCUGGAGCAAGCCGCUGCCAACACCACUUCUGGUGGGGUCUGUUCCCUCAGUUUUAUCACGGCCACCAACACGCUCGGCAUGUGCCUGGCGGUCGCGGACGACGGUGACCUCUUGUCAUCCCCGGUGGGCCCGGGGUUCGGCGGCGUGGCCGGCGCGCCGCUGCAUCCGCUGGCUCUGGGGAAUGUGGCGAUGCUCCGGCGCUUGCUGGACUCGAAUGCCGCGAAGCUGGGCCAUAUACGCGUGGUGGGCGUCGGCGGCGUGCUGGAUGAAGAAGGCUUCCGUCGCAUGAGGCGGGCGGGAGCGCAUGCGGUCGCUGUCGCGACCGGCUUGGGAUUGAAGGGGGUGGGCAUCUUUGAGGAGAUCGGGAGGGGCACAGAACGGCGCCAAUCACAGAUCUAG
Thermothielavioides terrestris NRRL 8126 is the source of this 1005-nucleotide messenger RNA. RefSeq lists its product as uncharacterized. The record is from RefSeq and is a predicted model, not a curated record. Bases 1 to 1005 code for a protein of 334 amino acids. Gene Ontology annotation, molecular function: dihydroorotate dehydrogenase activity. Lineage: Eukaryota; Fungi; Ascomycota; Sordariomycetes; Sordariales; Chaetomiaceae. Gene Ontology annotation, biological process: 'de novo' pyrimidine nucleobase biosynthetic process; UMP biosynthetic process. Gene Ontology annotation, cellular component: cytoplasm. The transcript has a single exon.